Ambispora gerdemannii is the source of this 300-nucleotide messenger RNA. Lineage: Eukaryota; Fungi; Glomeromycota; Glomeromycetes; Archaeosporales; Ambisporaceae. The record is from the annotation of a GenBank genome assembly.
AUGAGAGAACAAAAUUUUGAAGAAAGCAAGUUUAAAGAAAUAUUCUACACUACACUUACGCAAGCGUUUCGAAUUGUGAGUCCACAAAUACCACCUCCACAACAACAGCCUUCUUCAGCAGCACCACUACAACCACAACCGUCACAAGUCGUUGCACCCACACCACGCAGGGCAGCUGCGCGACGUUCUGCAACGCCCACCCGCUUCUCGCAAAGGAUUGCAAAUAUUAACCGCCGAAGAAACGAGAGGCCCUCUAAAACUAUUGCGCGUCAACGAAUAUCAGAGUAUUAUCGACGCUAA